AUGGCAGUCAAACCUAUCCCCAGAAUGGUGAAAGCCGCCAAAAUCACUGGGAGCCCCCACUUUAGUGGGGAGACAUUUGCUGCAGCCCUCCAGAACCACAUUGAGUCCCACGACCUCAUGUUCCGGAAGGCUUCAGUUCUCCUUGAUUCCUCUAGCAGCUCUGGCAGAUACCUCCAGGUGCUCCACUGCUGCUCCCUGAAUCGGGACCUGGAACUUCUGCCCUUUGGAGAUGUGACAGAGAUUGGGGAGCGGGGCCUCGACCUCUCUGGGGGGCAGAAACAGAGGAUCAGCCUGGCCCGUGCCGUCUAUUCUGACCAUCAGAUCUACCUGCUGGACGACCCCCUGUCUGCUGUGGAUGCCCACGUGGGAAAGCACAUUUUUGAGGAGUGCAUUAAGAAGACACUCAGGGGGAAGACGGUCAUCCUGGUGACCCACCAGCUGCAGUACUUAGAAUUUUGUGACCAGAUCAUUUUGUUGGAAAAUGGGAAAAUCUGUGAAAAUGGAACUCACAGUGAGUUGAUGCAGAAAAAGGGGAAAUAUGCCCAACUUAUCCAGAAGAUGCACAAAGAAGCCACAUCGGACAUGUUGCAGGACACAGCAAAGAUAGCAGAGAAGCCAAAGGUAGAAAGUCAGGCUCUGGCCACCUCCCUGGAAGAGUCUCUCAACGGAAAUGCUGUGCCAGAGCAUCAGCUCACACAGGAGGAGGAGAUGGAAGAAGGCUGGAGGAUCUACCACCACUACAUCCAGGCAGCUGGAGGUUACAUGGUCUCUUGCAUAGUUUUCUUCUUCAUGGUGCUGAUUGUCUUCUUCACAAUCUUCAGCUUCUGGUGGCUGAGCUACUGGUUGGAGCAGGGCUCAGGGACCAAUAGCAGCUGAGAGAGCAAUGGAACCACAGCAGCGGGCAACAUGGCAGACAAUCCUCAACUGUCCUUCUACCAGCUAGUGUACGGGCUCAACGCCCUGCUCCUCAUCUGUGUGGGGGUCUGCUCCUCAGGGAUUUUCACCAAGAUCACGAGGAAGGCAUCCACGGCCCUGAACAACAAGCUCUUCAGCAAGGUUUUCCACUGCCCCAUGAGUUUCUUUGACACCAUCCCAAUAGGCCAGCUCUUGAACUGCUUCGCAGGAGACUUGGAAGAGCUGGACCAGCUCUUGCCCAUCCUUUCAGAGCAGUUCCUGCUCCUGUCCUUAAUGGUGAUCGCCGUCCUGUUGAUUGUCAGUGUGCUGUCUCCGUAUAUCCUGUUAAUGGGAGCCAUAAUCAUGGUUAUUUGCUUCGUUUAUUAUAUGAUGUUCAAGAAGGCCAUUGGUGUGUUCAAGAGACUGGAGAACUAUAGCCGGUCUCCUUUAUUCUCCCAUAUCCUCAAUUCUCUGCAAGGCCUGAGCUCCAUCCACGUCUUUGGAAAAACUGAAGACUUCAUCAGCCAGUUUAAGAGGCUGACUGAUGCGCAGAAUAACUACCUGCUGUUGUUUCUAUCUUCCACGCGAUGGAUGUCGUUGAGGCUGGAGAUCAUGACCAACAUUGUGACCUUGGCUGUUGCCCUGUUCGUGGCUUUUGGCAUUUCCUCCACCCCCUACUCCUUUAAAGCCAUGGCUGUCAACGUCGUGCUGCAGCUGGUGUCCAGCUUCCAGGCCACUGCCCGGAUUGGCUUGGAGACAGAGGCACACUUCACGGCUGCAGAGAGGAUACUGCAGUACAUGAAGAUGUGUGUCUCGGAAGCUCCUUUACACAUGGAAGGCACAAAUUGUCCCCAGGGGUGGCCACAGCAUGGGGAAAUCACAUUUCAGGAUUAUCACAUGAAAUACAGAGACAACACACCCACCGUGCUUCACGGCAUCAACCUGACCAUCCGCAGUCACGAAGUGGUGGGCAUCGUGGGAAGGACGGGCUCUGGGAAGUUCUCCUUGGGCAUGGCUCUCUUCCGCCUGGUGGAGCCCGUGGCAGGCCAGAUUCUCAUUGACGGCGUGGACAUUUGCAGCAUCGGCCUGGAGGACUUGCGGUCCAAGCUCUCAGUGAUCCCUCAAGAUCCAGUGCUGCUCUCAGGAACCGUCAGAUUCAACCUAGAUCCCUUUGACCGUCACACUGACCAGCAGAUCUGGGAUGCCUUGGAGAGGACAUUCCUGACCAAGGCCAUCUCAAAGUUCCCCAAAAAGCUGCAUACGGAUGUGGUGGAAAAUGGUGGAAACUUCUCUGUGGGGGAGAGGCAGCUGCUCUGCAUUGCUCGGGCUGUGCUUCGCAACUCCAAGAUCAUCCUUAUCGAUGAAGCCACAGCCUCCAUUGACACUGAGACAGACACCCUGAUCCAGCGCACAAUCCAUGAAGCCUUCCAGGACUGCACCGUGCUCGUCAUUGCCCACCGUGUCACCACUGUGCUGAACUGUGACCGCAUCCUGGUUAUGGGCAAUGGGAAGGUGGUAGAGUUUGAUCGGCCGGAGGUCCUGCGGAAGAAGCCUGGGUCAUUGUUCGCAGCCCUCGUGGCCACAGCCACUUCUUCACUGAGAUAAGGAGAUGUGGAGACUUCAUGGAGGCUGGCGGCUGAGCUCAGAGGUUCACACAGGUGCAGCUUCGAGGCCCACAGUCUGCGACCUUCUUGUUUGGAGACAAGAACUUCUCCUGGAAGCAGGGGUAAAUGUAGGGGGGGGUGGGGAUUGCUGGAUGGAA
This is a messenger RNA of Nomascus leucogenys (northern white-cheeked gibbon), 2656 nucleotides long. RefSeq names its product ATP-binding cassette sub-family C member 11. Gene Ontology annotation, biological process: transmembrane transport. Gene Ontology annotation, molecular function: ATP binding; ABC-type transporter activity; ATP hydrolysis activity. Gene Ontology annotation, cellular component: membrane. NCBI's taxonomy places the organism in Eukaryota, Metazoa, Chordata, Mammalia, Primates, Hylobatidae. The record is from RefSeq and is a predicted model, not a curated record.